AUGUCGGACGUGACGGCGGUGAUGGAUCUGGAGGUGGAGGAGCCGCGGCUCUCGCUCCCGCCGGGCUUCCGGUUUCAUCCGACCGACGAGGAGGUGGUCACCCACUACCUCACCCCCAAGGCCGUCAACAACGCCUUCUCCUGCCUCGUGAUCGCCGACGUCGACCUCAACAAGACCGAGCCGUGGGAUCUCCCCGGGAAGGCGAAGAUGGGGGAGAAGGAGUGGUACUUCUUCGUGCACAAGGAUCGCAAGUACCCGACGGGCACGCGCACCAACCGCGCCACGGAGAAGGGGUACUGGAAGGCGACGGGGAAGGACAAGGAGGUCUUCCGCGGCAAGGGCCGCGACGCCGUCCUCGUCGGCAUGAAGAAGACGCUCGUCUUCUACACCGGCCGAGCGCCCCGCGGGGACAAGACGCCGUACGUGAUGCACGAGUACCGCCUCGAGGGCCAGCUCCCCCACCGCCUCCCCCGCUCCGCCAGGAACGAUUGGGCUGUUUGCCGGGUGUUCGACAAGGACUUGGCGGCGAAGAAUGCGCCGCCCCAGACGGCGUCGGCGGCCGUCGGGGUCAUGGAGGACCCGUACGCCUUCCUCGACGUUGACGACUUCUUCAACAACCCCGACCUGCCGAUGCUCAUGGACUCCCCGUCAGGCGCCGACGACUUCGCCGGCGCCUCGAGCUCCACCUCCAGCGCCGCCGUGCCGCUGGAGCCGGACAUGGAGCACCUUUCCAUCAAGACGGAACCGCCGGUGCCGCAGCAGCAGAUGCAGAGCCCCAACUACUUCUUCAUGCCGGCGACGACGGCCAACGGCAACCACGGCGGCGGCGCGUACUCGCCCUACCAGGCCAUGGGGGAGCAGCAGAGCGCGAUCCGCAGGCACUGCAAGCCGGAGGCGGCGUCUUCGUCGGCGCUGCUGAGCCCCUCGCUCGGCUUCGACACCGGGGCGCUCGCCGGCGGGGACACCUCGUUCGUGAUACCGUCGUCUCGGUCGUACCUCGAUCUGGAGGAGCUGUGCCGGGGCGAGCCUCCCAUGGACUACUCCAACAUGUGGAAGAUCUGA
Messenger RNA from Triticum turgidum subsp. durum (durum wheat), 1062 nucleotides. NCBI's taxonomy places the organism in Eukaryota, Viridiplantae, Streptophyta, Magnoliopsida, Poales, Poaceae. The record is from the annotation of a GenBank genome assembly.